Messenger RNA from Pedinophyceae sp. YPF-701, 2388 nucleotides. Lineage: Eukaryota; Viridiplantae; Chlorophyta; Pedinophyceae. The record is from the annotation of a GenBank genome assembly.
AUGGCCAGCGGGGGCCGAGCGGAUGUCGUGUUCCUCCCGUUUCUGCCGCAAGACAACGAAGAUGACGGGUUCGGAAGCACGGUGGCGGUCGUGGAGACCAUAUCGAGCAGCCUGGGGGCCCUUCUGCGGCUCAACGGCGUCGAUUUCUGGGACAGGAUCGCCAAGCAGGGCGCCUCCCUCGCGGUCUGCCUCGACACCUACCUGCAGCAUCGCAGAAGGGUACAUGACGCGCAGGCAGCGACCGCACACCACCAGGUCACGCACGAGGCCGCGGACGAGCUGGCGCGGCGCGUUUUCCUGGUGUUGUCCCGCCUGGCAGGGGCCCUCCCAGAACCGGCCUCCACGGCGUCCGCGGUGCGCUCCGACGGCGCAGGCCCGAGCACCGCGGCCGCGCCGCGCAGCCUGCCGCCCCCGGACGUCCGCGCGGACGCGCUGCGCCGCGCGCGCCUCCUGACCCCGGCCCAGUUGGUGGACGUUGCCGCGAUAUAUGGAUUUGAUAAUUACGACGCCACCGGAGCGCUCCUGCGCUCCGCCGCGGCGCUGCUCCCGGACGUCCUCGCCGGCAUCGCGGCGCUCGCCCCGGGCCUCGCCGCGAACUUCACGGAGGUCGCCGAGCGCCUCGCCACGGCAGCAACGCGCCUGGGGGCCCCGGGGGUGGCGGCGCCGCAGCUGGCAGAGCUCAUGUCAGGGCUCGAGGACGGCCUGGCCUACCUCACCGACGCCCUGCUGUCCCUGAUGGCGCUCUGCCGGCACCUCCCGCACGCGUGCGCGGCCGUCGCGGGCGGAGAGAGCUGUGCGACUCUCGCCGCGGUGGCCUCCCUGCACGACGACACGCUGCCGACGAUCGCCGCGGCGACGAGCGACGCGGUGGGCGCUGGCGUGGGCGCCGAGGCGCGGGGCCCCCUGCGCCGGCGCGUCGCGGCGGUCGCCGUCGCCGCGCAGGAGCUGACGUGGGCGAUCUUGCACUCCGGGUUCCUGACGCAGCUUCCAACACUCCCCCCCCCGCCGGGGGCGUCCGAGCCGCCCGCGCACGCGAAGCCGCUCACGCCGGCGGCCCGUGGCGAGGCGCUCCUGUCCGCGCUGAUGGCGGCGUCGUCCGGGGCGGACGGCGGCCGCGGCGGGGCGGCGCAGCACAGCGGUGCGCGCGCGAAAGGUUUGCUGCACGUCGUGAGCAUGCGGCACGAGAUCGAGGCGCGGACGGCCGCGGCGGCGCAGGAGGGCGUGCUGCAGCUGGACGACUCGCAGUUCGACUACCUGUUGAUGCUGUGCGGGUCGACGUCCGGUGUGCGCGAGACGCUGUCGGCGAUGAGGAUCUCCGAGCAAGUGACGGCGGGCGCGGGCCCGAGCGGUGGCGACGACGAGACGAUCUUGCGCUCGCAGGUGUCGUCCGUGCGAGACAUCCUCCCGGACGUCGGCGAGGGCUUCGUGGCGGCGUGUCUGACCACGGGCGGGCUGAGUCAGGAGGCGACGCUGAACGCCCUGCUGGAGGGGUCGCUCCCAGCGAGCGUCGCAGACUUGGAUCGUACGAUGACGUGGGAGACGUUCGCGUCGUCGCGGAGGUCCGCGGGGCAGCCGAAGGGCGGCGGGCCGGCGGGUGCGCAGGGGGGGAUGUCCUGGGUGGGUCUGUACGAGGACUCUCUGGCGGCGGCGCGGGCGGCGGACGCGGUGGAGGAGGCGCGAAGGCAGGAGGAGCAGCGGCGGCUGGCGAGCGCAGGCAAGGCGGUGCGCGUGGAUCGGAAGACGGCGAAGCUAUUUGAGCGGGGGCGCAAUGACGACCGGUUGCGGAGAGCGGUGCUGCUGCGCGCGGAGGAGGACGAGGGCGAGGGCGGCGGGAUGUUCGCGGUCGCGGGGGAGAGGGAGUACGACGACGACUUCGACGACGCGGCGGACAUCAGGGACGUGGCAGCGCCCGGGGGGGACUUGAACGAAGACGAGGUAGAAGGCGGGCCGGCGUCUGCCGGGGGGCGGGGCGCAGGGGGCAUCGUGGGGGCGUCCGGAGGCGGGAAGGGCAAGCACGGCAAGAAGCUGUACGUCCUCAACGGGCGCAUAUACAACUACCGAAAGGAGGGCGCUGAGCCCGUGGGGUCGCAGGCAGAGGCGGAGGCGUUGCUGCGGCAGCAGGCGGAGGAUGCGAUGAAGAUACACGGCCUCGGGCCCGGUGGCUCGAGGGCGCCGCCGCCUGAGGCGGCUGAAGGCAAGGACGGCGGGCGCGGCGGCGGGCGCGGCGGCCGCGGGGGUCGCGGUGGGCGCGGAGGUGCGGGCCGCGGGCGGGGGCACAAGACGCAGACGCAGCUGCAGCACCGGCGGAAGGACGAAAACAAGGCCGCGAUCGGGAACCACCAUCGCAAGGACAGGGCGGUCAAGAAGGCGUCGAAGGGGAUGUUCUGA